UGUCCCCUGGUCCCGUGGUAGGUUUGGGUCUUCGUUCCACGGAUUGGGCGCCUGAACUGUGGGACGUGGGCGUCGCAGCUGAGUGACGAUGCUGUCACAUGCGGGCCAGAUGCGAGUCACAGCGCGUGCCUAUUGUUGCGACGACACGGGGAGGGCCAAGGAGGAGAAGAAAUAUAGGAAGAGUAGCUGUGGAGAGAGGAGUGAGGAUGCAUAUUGAUAGCAAUUCAUCGAGUCUGCUGGAGGUGUGCUUAUGGCUGCCUUUCUUAGCCUCCUUCUGGCCGAUCCUGAGGAACCAGGAUGUCCCGCUUUCCCGCUUCUGCUUGCCGCCAUGUUGUUUUCAACACCACGCGGAAAAGCUUAGGCUUGCUGUCUUCUCUGCCCACCAUCUCAUCAAUCCCGCUAUGUCCAAUUCAGCUUCUACAAAGUGACAGCAGGAGCCUGUUCAGGACUAGUACAGGACCAGAGGGUCGAAAGGAGAAUCUGGGUUCCACGGCUUUCGGCUUCGGUGCAUUUCGGGAAAUACCUUCGGAGAUGUACAGAUACAUCUUGGUGCUCCUGGGAUCUAAGAAAGACCGGAAUUAACAUCAAGACGUACCCUACG
Molecule: messenger RNA, 601 nt
Organism: Mytilinidion resinicola
Lineage: Eukaryota; Fungi; Ascomycota; Dothideomycetes; Mytilinidiales; Mytilinidiaceae
Exons: 1
Coding region: 99-428 (109 amino acids)
Source: RefSeq, a predicted model, not a curated record